CGCGGGCGCCGGGCGCAGCAUCUUUGGGGCCGGGUGAGGGCGGCGAUGGUGUCCCAGGUGGUGCGGCUGCUGCGGCAGGGCGUGUGGGCGGCGCUGACCGGCGGCUGGUACCACGACCCGGAGUACAGCACCUUCACCAACAGCUGCCACCUCUAUCUGUGGCUCUUCUUGCUGAUGCUGCCGCUGGCGCUGCACCUGGCUUUCCCACCAAAUGCAGUAACAGUUUUUAUAUACUGCAGUUCUGUGACCGUGUUCUUCACGAUAAUAAAGGUGAUCAGUUAUCGUCUGCAUGUGAUGUUUGAUAAAGGAGAAGUAAUUCAACAAAGGAUCUCAAGAAAGAAUGGAAGACAAAGUAAAGAUAAAGAGACCACAACAGAAAAUGUAGGUCAGCGGUCUACCCUUCGCAGAAACAGAAGAGAUAAUGCUAAUAUUGAAGAAUUCAGACGAAAUGAUUCAACUCCAACAACCCAUGGCAGUUCAAGAGUACAGGCUAUACGCUCACGCCACUCUUCAGGGGUUUUGGAACUGCCAGCCCGUGAAACUGUUGAGGAUCUCAAAGGAGUUAUGGUGUUAGAAGAUCAAGCUGUUCCACCAGUUACAUCUACUUCACCUGAUGCCAAAGCAGAUAUGUUGCCUGUUUCUACAGCCCUUAUGACAAGUUCUACCACCUCAGCGAUAGUGACAAAACCAGUGACUGUGGAGACAUUUUCUACUAAUGGAACAAAUGAAAAAGAAAAUAAGGUGCAGCCCUCUGUUCCCCAUACAUCAGAAGAUAUUUUUGUGGAUACAGAUAUAACUAAAAAGUUGUCAAAUAUAUCUCUGUCACAAUGUGAUGUUUUAAGAAAUGGCUUUCCUCUGGAGCCAUGGGGCAGUGAAAAUUCAGUUAUUUCAGAGCAUUUAAGUAAUCCAAAAAAUAACAAAAGAGAGAAAUUGUCAGAUGGGUCAUCUUAUGAAAGCUUCAGUAACAACUGCCCACAGUGUACUGCAAUUGCAGCCAAAGAGACUGAUGUUCAGAGGGAAAAUUCUUGUAACCUCGAUAACACUAACGAGGAUCUUGAUUAUUCAGAUGGUGAAGUUGCUGUUGCUCUUGUUGACUGCUCUCAGCCUGGAGACCAACUUAGUCUACAUGAACCCAUUAAAAUAAUAAUCACUAUGAGUAGUGCUCCAAACACCAUGAAUGAUUUAGAAGGUUCUGUUCACCUGAAGGUAUUAAGCACUGAGAGAACCAGCUCAAACCCAGACUCCAGUACAGCUACAGAAGAUCUGAACAGUCAGCAGAAUAAUGAACAGCUCAAAAUUCCUAUUAUAACUUUUGAAUUAUCUGAUGGCAGUAGAGGUAACGUUUAUCCAGAAGCCAGUGAGAGUGAAAGAACUUCAGAGCAUUUAAAGGUUGAUAGAUCAUCCAACCAGUGUUCAGGCUAUGAAUCUGGUGAGCAGGACAAUGCAGGAAAGGAACAAAGCAAUCCUGCAAAUACGCCCAUAGAAACUAACACUUGCUUAGGUCCAAAUCUGGAAGAUGUUUCUGAGAAUUUGCCAGUCACAGCUCUUAAUUCUAAAGAAGAUCAACUAAACCUUGAUCCAGUAUCUUGUAAAACUCCCCAUGAAAAGAGACAUGUUCGUGUGCUGAGUGUAGACAGUGGGACAGACAUUCUUUUAAGUAAGAAUUCUACAGAAAUAGUUAGUGAUAAAGAGAAGGCUUUACCAACCUCUAAAUCUGACCUAGAAGCCAAAGAAGGACAGACACCUAAUGAAUCCAACUUCCUGGAAUUUGUCUCUUUACUAGAAUCCAUUAAUACCUCAAAGAUUAAGGCAUCCAAUCAAUCCAGCAUCAAAACAGAAACUACAAAGGAUAAUGGAUCUGUUGGAGAUAGCCAGGCAACAGAGAAGAAAGAAGAAAUGAUGGAAAUGGAAAAGCACUGCGAGCAUGUUACUAAAUGGGAACGAUCAGAUGUACAAAGUCAAGAUCAUGCUAGGAGUAGUCCAGUGUUACCAGAAUCUGGCAAAUUUACAGCACUUUACCAGGGCAGCAGGCAAAGGCAGAUAAUCUACCGGGUAACUUCCCAGCAAGAUAGUUCUGUCUUGCAAGUUAUAAGCGGACCUGAGGCUUCCAUGCAAGAUGAGAUAUCUGUGGAUACAAUGCAUGUUUUCAUAGAUGAGAAUGGGGAAAUUAAAUCCUGUUAUUUAAAGACUGGCAGUCAGAAAGAAGGACAUUUUCGACAUCAGACAUCAAAUUGUGAUUGCAUUUCAAAUGCUCAUGAAAUACAAUUCAGCUCCUCUAGUACUACCACUUCAGAGAGUCAGGAACCAUCUUCAGGUGAUCAAGCAGCAAGUGCACUCCAGCAGCAGCUUCUACUGAUGAUGGCUCGAAGAACCCUUUCAGAAACACCCAAGCAUCUGAGUCAGGACCUUGAGGACUCUUCAUGUUCUUCAGCACAACGAAAAUUUAACAGGCAGUUUUACAAAUUAAUUAUAUUUCCUGGGAAGUGGAUUAAAGUCUGGUAUGAUCGACUAACCUUAUUGGCUUUGCUGGACCGGACACAAGACAUUAAGGAGAAUGUGUUGGCUGUUAUACUAGUUGUUCUUGUUUCUUUUCUUGGAUUCCUAACACUGAACCAAGGCUUUUGUAAAGACAUUUGGGUCCUCUUGUUCUGUCUUGUUAUGGCCAGUUGCCAGUAUUCCCUUCUAAAGAGUGUUCAACCUGACCCUGCCUCACCAAUCCAUGGACACAAUCAAAUCAUAACAUACAGCAGACCUGUAUAUUUUUGUAUAUUGUGUGGCCUUAUUUUGCUGCUAGAUGGUGGAUCAAAAGAUAAAAAUCCUUCAAUAUACACAGUGUACGGCUUGCAACUCUUUUCACCUGGAUCUCUCCGAACAGCCAGAGACCAUAUAAUAGUGUUUUUGUAUUGCUUCCCUGCAAUUUCUCUUCUUGGUCUAUUUCCUCAAAUCAACACUUUUUGUAUAUAUGUCUUGGAACAAAUAGACAUGUUGCUUUUUGGUGGUUCAGCUGCUGCUGGACUGGUAUCUGCACUAUACAGUAUUUCUCGAAGCUUUGCAGUUCUGGUUGUACUAUCCACUUUCUGCUUCAGUGCAGUGAAGGAGCCAUGGGAUGCUCAACACAUUCCAGCAUUGUUCUCUGCUUUCUGUGGCCUUUUAGUUGCACUUUCUUAUCACCUUAGCAGGCAAAGCAGUGAUCCAUCUGUACUUAUGUCGCUUGUUCAAUGUAAAUUUUUUCCUCACUUACUACGUCAAAAUUUGGAAGACUCAUCAAUAGAUCCACUCCCAGAGAAGAUGAGAGAAUCAGUGAAGGAAAUCUUGAAAUCAGAUCUCAUUGUCUGCGCAGUAGCUGCUGUUCUGUCAUUCGCAGUCAGUGCCAGCACAGUGUUCCUGUCAUUAAGGCCGUUCCUCAACAUAGUGCUGUUUGCAUUAGCAUGGACCGUGGGAUUUGUAACACAUUACAUACUUCCUCAGCUCCGAAAACACCAUCCUUGGCUGUGGAUUUCGCACCCCAUACUUAAAAACAAAGAAUAUCGGCAGCGGGAAGUGAGAGAUGCUGCUCAUUUAAUGUGGUUUGAAAGACUCUAUGUGUGGCUUCAGUGUUUUGAGAAAUACAUCCUGUAUCCAGCAAUAAUACUGAAUGGCCUCACCAUCGCUGCUUUUUCAAUUACCAAACACAAGAAAUUUGGUACACACUGUGAUAUUAUCCUGAUAACAGUUGCUGGAAUGAAGCUACUUCGGUCCUCAUUCUGUAAUCCUAUUAAUCAAUUUGUUACUUUAAGCUUCACUGUAGUCUUCUUCCACUUUGACAGUAGAGAGAGCUCAGAUGACUUCUUACUGAAUUUCUUCAUGAUGUCCAUUGUGUUUCACAAGCUGUGGGACCUAUUGCAAAAAUUGCAGUUCAUCAUGACAUAUAUAGCUCCCUGGCAGAUUGCUUGGGGGUCUUCGUUUCACGUGUUUGCUCAGCUCUUCGCAAUACCUCAUUCUGCUAUGCUUUUCUUUCAAAUUCUGGGCACCGCGAUCUUUUCUGCUCCACUGAGUCCAUUUCUUGGUAGCGUCAUUUUUAUCACAUCAUAUGCCAGACCAGUCAAGUUCUGGGAGAAAAACUACAACACAAGAAGAGUGGACCACUCCAAUACAAGACUGGCGAUCCAGAUUGAAAAGGACCCAGGAAGCGAUGACAAUAAUCUCAACUCCAUUUUUUAUGAGCAUCUGACCAGAUCUCUGCAGGAGUCUCUUUGUGGAGAUUUGAUUCUUGGCCGCUGGGGAAACUACAGUACAGGAGACUGUUUUAUUUUGACAUCAGAUUAUUUAAAUGCCUUCGUUCACUUGAUCGAAAUUGGAAACGGCCUUGUUACUUUCCAGCUCAGAGGACUUGAAUUUCGAGGGACAUACUGCCAGCAGAGAGAAGUGGAAGCUAUAACAGAAGGAGAUGAAGACAAUGAAGGCUGCUGCUGCUGUAAGCCAGGUCACCUGCCUCACUUGCUAUCAUGCAACGCAGCCUUUAACCUCCGAUGGCUGACAUGGGAAAUAACUCGAACCCAGUAUAUCCUGGAGGGCUAUAGUAUCAUUGAUAACAAUGCUGCAACAAUGCUGCAAGUGUUCGACCUGCGCAGAAUACUCAUCAGAUAUUACAUAAAGAGCAUAAUAUACUUUACAGCAAGUUCACCCAAAAUCUUAGACUGGAUAAAAGAUGAAUCAAUCCAGAAGAUACUACAACCCUAUGCCAAAUGGCAUUACAUUGAACGUGACCUUGCACUGUUCAACAUUAACAUUGAUGAGGAUUAUGUUCCAUGCCUUCAAGGAAUAACCAGAGCUAGCUUCUGCAGUGUUUAUCUAGACUGGAUUCAGUACUGUGCCAGAAAAAGAAUAGAGCAUCUGGACAGUGAUGAAGAUUCUCCUUUAGUAACACUUUCUUUUGCCUUAUGUAUUCUGGGGAGGCGAACUCUGGGAACAGCUGCCCACAAUAUGGCCAUCAGUUUAGAUUCCUUUCUUUAUGGCCUCCAUGCUCUAUUCAAAGGAGAUUUUCGAAUAACAGCAAAAGAUGAAUGGGUGUUUGCAGACAUGGAUCUACUCCAUAAGGUUGUUGCUCCUGCAAUCAGGAUGUCCCUGAAGCUACAUCAGGACCAGUUCACCUGUCCAGAUGAGUAUGAGGAUCCAGCAAUCCUGUACGAAGCAAUCCAGGCUUUUGAGGAGAAGGUUGUAAUUUGUCAUGAGGGUGACCCUGCCUGGCGUAGUGCUGUACUUUCUAACAGAGAAGAGCUGCUUACCCUGAGACACGUUGUAGAUGAAGGGACAGAUGAAUACAAAGUUAUUAUGCUCCACAAAAGUUACCUGAGCUUCAAAGUUAUCAAGGUAAACAAGGAAUGUGUCAGAGGGCUUUGGGCUGGGCAGCAACAGGAGCUGAUUUUUUUGCGCAAUCGUAACCCAGAGCGAGGCAGCAUCCAGAACAAUAAACAGGUCCUGAGGAACCUGAUUAAUUCUUCAUGUGAUCAGCCACUGGGAUAUCCAAUGUAUGUUUCCCCUUUAACCACCUCAUACCUGGGCGCGCACAGUCAGCUGAGGAAUAUUUGGGGUGGACCUAUCAGUUUGGACAACAUUAAAACAUGGUUCAGAUCCAAGUGGUUAAGAAUGCGAAAGGACUGUCAUGCCAGUCACAAUAGUGGAGGUAACAUUGAGGAGGUGGAUAGUGGUGGCGGAUCUUCAGCCAGCAACCAUUCAACAAGAAAUUCAAGCCAGAGUAGUAGCUCACAGAACACAAGGAAUGAAACACUGCAAUUUCAGGCUUCUUCACAUGGUGCUCAUCAGCAUGCAGGCAGAAGAAAACCCAGGAGUCAGUCUGCUCAAACACAUGCUGCCUUAAGCCAGCAACCACCUGUUUCAAGUCAUUCUGGACCAAUUGUAGAAAGCCACCAGCCUUUUAUUCGAGCUUCCACAUCUGCACAUGAAAUUGCUCAAAGGCUUUCUGGCAGUCAGCUCUCCUUCCACAAUUCUAUGACAUCUGUAUUUUCUCAACCCCCUGCCAUUCCUGCUGUUGGCCAGCUGGCUGUUCAGGAUCAAGCUGGAGCAAUGUUCAGGUCUGGUCUGACCUCCUCAACCAGCUCUACCCUCAGCCUUCUGUUUGGCAAGAGAAGUUUUUCAAGUGCUUUGGUCAUUUCUGGGCUCUCAGCUGCAGAUGGAGGUAACACCAGUGAUACCCAGUCAUCCAGCAGUGUCAAUAUUGCCAUGGGUCCAUCUGCUAGAGCAGCAAGUCAAGCAACACAGCAAUUCUCUGAGACAUGUGAAGCGAUGGAUACUACCGAAUCGAGACCCUGGAGAGAGCUAGGCCCUGCCCAUGCCAUUUUCAUGGCUCGGAACCUGGAAUGCAGGAGGGCUAGCCAGGAAGAUAUGGCCCUGGAGGACACAGCCUCUCAGCACAGCUUGUCGGAAGAGCAAUAAAGAAAACUUCUACCUAAAGGACCAUGCAUUCCUUAAAAUUCAAAUAGACAUGGCUAGGUCAGUCAGCUGCAGAUGGUUUUAUUUUUCAAAUAUAACAACAAACCUCAAAACAUUUAUUUUUCUAACUUCUGAGAGAGAAUACCAUUGGGGUAGAGGUUCUUCAGUAAAAAGUCUUGGCAGGUGGGGAUGGAAAAACCUUCAAAGAGUUUCAGGAUGUCCUAAAAUGCAGUGCCACUUCAUCUCAGGUUCUUGUAAUUAUUAGAACAACCAAUAAAAUCUGACUGACAUUCCUUCCCCUGCAGAGGUGCUGACACUUCUGGUGGAAUUUUAUAAAUGCUCAGAAAGAAUAAUGCUUGGAGUUGGGAGUGAACGCAACGGAAAAAUCUUAAUGCAACUCGGUGAAAAGCCCAUAGACAUCUGUUUCCUGCCAUAACUACAAAGAUGACUGCAUGUUAAAUAAUUGACAUUUUAUACAUAAUGUAUCACAAAGACAGAUUUUGAAUAGGAGUAAUGAAUAUGUAAUAGAACUGUACAGUGACUGUAAUAUUAGAGCUGUAUCUAAGAAUUUUUAAUGGAAAACCUAUUUUUUUCUUUUCUUUAAUGUGUUACGCAGGUGGUAAUUAUGUGUAGCAACAUAUUAAUUCAGUGUGCAUGCAGCCAUAUUGAAAUAAUGUAUGAAGAGCCAGACUGCACAUUGCUAUAAGGCAGGUUUUGAAAAAAAAUAUAUAGCCAGUGCAUGGAAAGCCUUCACAAAGCAUACGGUGCUCCUUAUUUGAAAACAAAGCAGUUUUACUUAAAAGGCUGCUCUUACAUAUAAUCGCGCACUCCUGUUGCGUUUACAGGAAUGCAUGCCUAUUUCUGAAGCCAAGAGCCUAUAGCAGGUCCUUAAUGUACUAUAGAACAUAAUACACAUGAUCCUCAUUUUUUUUGUAAUUAAAAAAUUUCCAGCUA
Molecule: messenger RNA, 7383 nt
Organism: Alligator mississippiensis (American alligator)
Lineage: Eukaryota; Metazoa; Chordata; Crocodylia; Alligatoridae
Gene: PCNX2
Product: pecanex 2
Exons: 34
Coding region: 46-6432 (2128 amino acids)
Cellular component (GO): membrane
Source: RefSeq, a predicted model, not a curated record